This is a messenger RNA of Chelonus insularis, 1274 nucleotides long. RefSeq names its product flap endonuclease 1-like. The transcript is spliced from 3 exons. The record is from RefSeq and is a predicted model, not a curated record. NCBI's taxonomy places the organism in Eukaryota, Metazoa, Arthropoda, Insecta, Hymenoptera, Braconidae. Bases 237 to 1181 code for a protein of 314 amino acids.
UUCUCUGUACCAAAGAUCGCUUAUCAUACAAUCAAUCUCUCUAGAAACUCAUAACAGUUCACAGAGUGAUUAUAUUUGUAUAUUUAUCGUAGGAUUUUCUAUCAGUCGUUGAAUGCUAUAAAGGACACUAUUGUGUACUGUAGUCGCUUUUAUUAACGUUGAAAGUAUCUUUUCUUAUACCAAGUGUAUAUAAAAUUUACCUACUGUAUUAUUUUUGUUAAAUAAUAUUUACAAAAAUGCGAAUCGUCGUGGCACUUGCAUUAUGUGUCUGCGUAGUGUUAUUGGUGUCUUCAAUAGACAGUGCUGACGGAAAGAAAACUCAUGAUAGAAACAAACAAUCUGACGUAGAAAAAGUUUCAAGCGCAAAUAAGAAGAAUAAAGUUGGAAAACAUACUAAAACUAAAGAACAAAAAUAUCAUUCUGACAAAGAAAAUAAUCCUGAACACUCCAGUAUUAAAAAUAAAAAAGAAGAAAUAUCUAAAAACUCAUAUAAUGAUAAGAAGAAUAAGGUGAAGAAAGAUGAUAUGAAAACUGAAAGUAAUUUAAAAGAGGAUCAUAAACGUCAAAAGAACUAUCAUAAGGAACAUACUGAGAAUAAAUAUAAAUCGAGUAAAAAAGUGAAAAGAUCUGCUGAUCAAGUUGAAGAUACUGGAGUAAAAAAUAAUAAAAAAGAGACCAUUCACGAAGAGAAAUCAUCUGAAGAAGAGGUUCAAGUUGAAGAAGUACCUAGUGAUGGAGAAAAAAAGAAGAAUAAGAAAUCCAAAGACAAUCUAACAGACAGUAAUAACAAAAAUGAUAAAUCAAAGAAGAAAUUAGAUAAAAAUAAGAAAAAAAGGUCAAAGAAUGAUGAAAAUGUAUCAGAGAAUUCACCAGUAGAAGAAAAUGUUGAUUACGUUGAAAAGGAAACAAGUAAAGACACAAAACAGGAAAAAGAUGAAAAAAAAGCACAUUAUAAUGACAAUAAAAAGAAAAAGAAUAAAAACAAAGUUGUAGUAGAUGAUGUAGAAGGAGAAUUCUCAGAACCAGAAAAAUCUUGUAAAAAUAAAUAUAAAUCAAAGAAAAAUGAUGAAUUAACGCUUGAAGAUUCAGAGACUGAAACUAUUGGAACACUCGACGUAAAAGAAGAUUCCGAAGUAGCUGAAGAACAUGAAGUUCCAGCAGAUGAAUCUUGUGAAGUUUAAAUUAUUCUAAUAAAUAUAAUUUUAAUCAGUUAAAUAUUUGUGCGUUUCGAACAGUUCAUUAAACAAUAAAAGAUAAAAGAAGUUCUUAUCAAA